Canis lupus familiaris (dog) is the source of this 3703-nucleotide messenger RNA. RefSeq names its product apolipoprotein L6 (gene APOL6). The coding region runs from base 232 to 1251 and encodes 339 amino acids. The transcript is spliced from 6 exons. Gene Ontology annotation, biological process: lipid transport; lipoprotein metabolic process. Gene Ontology annotation, cellular component: membrane; extracellular region. The record is from RefSeq and is a predicted model, not a curated record. Gene Ontology annotation, molecular function: lipid binding. NCBI's taxonomy places the organism in Eukaryota, Metazoa, Chordata, Mammalia, Carnivora, Canidae.
UCAAGCCCCGCCUUUCCCAGAAGCGUUGCUUCAGUAGUUGCUGUUCUGAGCUCGGCUCCAGCCUGUCGGCCCCUGGGAGUAGGCCACGGGGGUCUCAGGCUUUCCCCGGGACCGCAGCUCCGGCCGGAGACUCCACCCUUGCUGCCUGGCCUCCCACAGGCCCCCGCCACCGGGCGAGAGGACCCCCCGAGAGAACGUGGUGUGCCUCCCGAAGACACCUCUAAUUCUCCCAUGGGCACAGCGAGGUCAGUUUUGGGGCCACAGGAGCCGCUGGACAACCAGGCAGAGACAAGAUGCUCGAGGGACCAGGAGGGCAUCCUUCUGAGGGAGGGCAUGCAGCAACAAGAUAGGGACCUGUCCGCUGAAGAAAUAAGGUUUUUGGAAGAGUAUCCCAUCAUCAAAGAAGAGAUGGAAGCGAACAUCAGAAAACUCCAUGCCCUUGCAGACCACAUUGACGCAACUCAUAGAACGCAGAUCAAGACCAACAUGGUGACCAGCUCCGUCGCGGUGGUCUCAGGAGCCAUGAACUUCCUGGGUCUGGCCCUCGCUCCGGUAACAGCGGGAGGAAGUCUGAUGCUCUCUGCUGCUGGUAAAGUUUUGGGAACAGCAGCCACGACCACCGGCAUCGUCACCAAUGUUGUGGAACACUUGCAAAAUCAAGACAUCCAAGCUCAGGUCAGCAACCUAGUGCCUACCCACAGCCACAACGCCCGGGAGGCUGAGGUCGAGAACGCAGUCUGCGCCAUGACUGUCCGGAAGGUGGCCUAUGAUUAUAGGAGUAAAAUCAAGGACGUCAAGAGGACCAUCCAUGCCCUUCAGAUAGCCAGGGAGCGCCCGCGCCUGGUCACUGCUGCCAAGCGCCUCAUGACCACUGGCCAAGUCUCGGCCCGGAGGAGCAGGCAGGUGCGGAGGGCCUUCAAGGGCACCACGCUGCUGAUGACGAGAAGUGCUCGCUUGAUGGGGAGUGUCAUGGCUGGGCUCUCCCUCCACGGGGAUCUGACCACCCUCCUGAGGAACUGGAAGCAACUGAAAGAGGGAGCAAGCAGCACGCUUGCAGAAGAGCUGAGGGCCGAGGCUUGGGAGCUGGAAACGAAGCUGACAGAACUCUCCCGGCUCUAUGAGAGCCUGUGGCAGAAGAAACUGUUGCAAGAGCAAAGGCCCGGGAACUCAUUUUUUUUAUUUUAUUUUAUUUUUUAUUCUCUUUCUUUUUCUUUUUUUUAUUUUUUUUUCUUUCACCGAAGCUCAUCUUAGGCGGAGCCACGGGGUCUCCGCCUUGCCCCCUCAUCCCCCCUGCCCCCAGGCAGGUGGGCAGGCUUGGCAAGGCAGGAUCCCAGGUGACAGGAGAGGAUGAGGGCAGGUGGGGACCACAGGUCACUGGGCAGAAAGAAGGGCACAGGGUAGGGGCAGGCUGGGUUGUGGGCAGAGGCGAUGCCCGGAGUGUUAGCAACCGGGAGGGCCCACUGGGUCCUGAGGGCGCUGCGAGCCAGUGAGCAUGGUGAGGUCAAUCUGUCCUGCCUCCCCUCCCCAGCCUGCUUCCUUUUGUUCCCUCUCCCUCUGCUGGGGGCAGGGGGCACCUCAUUCCCACUGCCUCUCCCGUGUCCCGGUCACUCCCUCUCCCCCUAGGUCCGCAGGAAGCACAUGUGGAUCGGUGCGGGCGCUAUAACACAUUCAGAGGAUGAGCCAGGAGGGUCCCCAAGGGUGUUGUUUCUUCUGCGGAAUGUCUGGAAGAAAAAUGUAGAAGAAUGAAUGAGAGUGGAGUUCAGAGAGCCACCUCCGACACUCAUUUGCCUACUUCCACUGGUGCUCGAGCCCCGAGGAAUCCUGCAGAAUGGGUGCCUUCACCUCCUUCAUUGCACCUCCCCGCCAGUUAAGACUUUGCACUCCUCGCCAAGGGAAGCCCUUCCACCCUCGGUGCUACUCAGGACAACCCCACCCUAACCACCUGCCUGUCUCGUCCAGUCUGGGGGCGGUUGUUUGUUGGGACCCCAUGACUGCCCACCACGGUGGGUCAGGAGUUCUGGGAAGCCUAUGGGUUCGGAGGUGAGGAGACACACACAUUCACGUGCUGCACUGAGAGAGGAGCAAGCUGUUAGGUGCCCCGUGAUGCCACAACCUACAUGAGUUGGAAGCUUUUCCGAAGCGUUGGGCUGAUCAGUGGCCAGUGAAUUUGUCCUGCCCGUGCUGAGGUCUGUGACAGCAGCAGACAGGAGGUCAAUAGUCCUGCUCAUGCCCUGCCCCUCAUACUAGCAGGAAAUUAGGAAUCUCAGUCAGUAAGCUAAACCCCAGGGCAGCUGGGGGAAGCGUGACAGGCCCUGCUUAGGUUUCAGAAGCCUCAUGUACCCAGACUCAUCAGCACCUGACUAACGGUGGGUGGCCUCAAGGGCCCUUCCGUGUCUUUGGCUCAUCCAAAUCCAUCCUCAACCAUGAGCUUCAGGGGGCCCUUGAAUCUGUGAUUAAAUGCAAAAUAUUGUCAUCUACAAAUCAGUCCCAUGAGUCUAAAGUCUAACCUUCCAUGGAAAGUCCGCAGUUAGCAGGUGACAAUCAACCAUCUAGUAGAACAGCCCCGCUCUGCCCUUCACUCGGCUGCUCCCUCUGUACCAAGCACUUCUGUCUGAAUCGUCCUGGGUCUGCUGUUGGGCAGUAAAAAGUUUGCUUCCAAGAGGUUCUGAAGUGGAUCAGAUCAAAACACUAAUUAAUUAACUCCAAGGUCUUGCUAUAACCAGAGUUUCUCCCAUUUCCCUUCCCAAAUGAUAUGAAACCGUGUUGAAUAGAGCUCUUCAAAGAUUUUGCAAUGAGAUCAAGAUUUAGCAAAAGGAUAGUCCAACAGUAAAAAAGCUGAAAGGAGAAUGCUCACCCUUUCCAUUGCAGAUUUCCAGGAGAAAAAAAAUAUUAAAAUUUGAUCUCCUUGCAAAUUAAAGUUUAAAAGAGUUAGUCUGAAAUCAAAUUGUGUUGCCCUCAGGAGAUACAAGUUCGAAGAGAUCAAAAUCUUUUAAAGUCCAAAGGAAUCAAAGCCCCAAAUCAGUUUCUCUUCUAGAGCCUGAUGCAGUUUUUUCAAGUAAAAAAAAAUCAUCCUCCCAGACGUCUUCUUUUGGUUCUCUUUGGCUAAAAGGGUUCUUUAAGUUUUUAAACCUCGGAAUAAUUCCAAACAUACAGGAGAGUCCCAGAAUAGUAAAAACUCUCAUAAACCUCCGGCCAGAUUCGCAGCUCUUCACGUCUCGUCCAGGGCCCGUUACCAAUCCCGAGGCUCAGCUCCAAGCCCGCCGAUGCCUCGGCGGGAGGCUGCGCGCAAGGCUUUGUCCGGCAGAGGGCGCUCUGCAGACUACUCCGCCUGGUCCUGGGGAGCUCCGCAUCAGCCCCCGCGGGAGGCCGGUGGGGAGGUGGGGAGGGAUCCCAGGGAGCCCAACAUCACCCUAGAGGCAGCUUUCUGGAGAGCUCCAAGGGCCCCCCACCCCCAGCUUCCCAGCUGAGGUUUUCCCUGAAGGCGGCCCCUGCCCGGUUGGACUCCCAAGGAGGUCAGCAGCACCCCCACGACCACCACCUUGUGAGUUUUGGGCCUCACCCCAGAGGGCAGGUGCCUUCCUCUAGCCUUGGCCAGUAACACCUCAGCAAACUCCUCUGCCUCCAUUCCUUUUUUUAAAAAAAUAUUAUUUAGGGACGCCUGGGUGGCUCAGUGGUUUUGCAUCUGCCUUUGACUCAGAUCCUG